This is a messenger RNA of Vairimorpha ceranae, 951 nucleotides long. RefSeq names its product histone acetyltransferase. The transcript has a single exon. The record is from RefSeq and is a predicted model, not a curated record. The coding region runs from base 1 to 951 and encodes 316 amino acids. Gene Ontology annotation, biological process: regulation of DNA-templated transcription. Lineage: Eukaryota; Fungi; Microsporidia; Nosematidae. Gene Ontology annotation, molecular function: histone acetyltransferase activity.
AUGGAAAAUAAAAAAGAAGAAAAUAUUAGAAAAAAAGAAGAAAAUUUAAAAGAUACGAUUAUAAAUAACACAAAUAUACCAAAUCCCGAAAUUGUUACUACAAAAGACGAUUUGUUUUUGCAUUCAUGUUCAGAAAUUGAAAAUUUUUUUGCUAAUAUUACAGAAAAUAAUACUAAGAGACGGCAUAUUGGUUGUGAGUACAACGUUAAUUCAGAUACAAAGAUUUCUGUUUGUACAAUAGGUACACGGAAAUUUAGCUUAAAAACGUCACAAUAUAAUUUAAAAAAAACUGAUUCAAUUUAUUUUUGUAAUGACUGUUUAUUUUCUUACUCUGAAAACAUAAGUUAUGAACGUCAUAAACUUAAAUGUGAUAAAGAAGUUCCUGGAAGGUUUCUUAUCUACAAAGAAAAUAAUUUACACAUUUAUAAAAUAUUUGGUUAUUCUAAUAUUUCUUAUUGUCAAAAUUUAUGUAUUUUAGGAAAGUGUUUUAUUUCUCACAAAACAUUAUUUUGGGACAUCGAUAAUUAUAAUUUCUAUGUUUUAUACGACGAAGAUAACUUUAUAGGCUUUUUUAGCGAAGAAGUAUUAAAUAAAGAAAACAAUCUAUCAUGUAUAGUUAUACUUCCUGAUUGCCAAAAAAAAGGCUACGGGACAUUGCUGGUAGAUUUAAGCUAUUUUUUAAAAAAAGGUACGUGUGAAAGACCUCUAAGUUCUGAAGGUGAAGUUUUAUACAAUAAAUAUUGGAAGGCGAAAGUUUAUAAUUUUUUAGAACGAAACAAUGGUAAAGAAUAUUCAAUCAAUGAUAUCUCUCAAAGGUUGAAUAUGACACCAGAUGAUGUCUCUAAUACCCUUAAAUUAUUAAAUUGUAACACGGAUGAUAGUUUUAUAUCUUUAAAAGGCUGGAAAGCAUCUAAAAUUAGACUUAUUAAAAAAGAAUAUAUUUUACAAUAA